Messenger RNA from Entamoeba nuttalli P19, 957 nucleotides. RefSeq lists its product as hypothetical. The transcript has a single exon. Bases 1 to 957 code for a protein of 318 amino acids. NCBI's taxonomy places the organism in Eukaryota, Evosea, Mastigamoebida, Endamoebidae. The record is from RefSeq and is a predicted model, not a curated record.
AUGACUCAAAAUAAUAAGAGAAUAGAUAUAAAUCAAUAUGGUAUUGUAUUUUGUGAUGAAGAAGGUGUUAGGAUCGAAUAUUUUGAUGAAAAUUAUAUUUGUAUUAUCAAACAAAUCUAUGUUAAAAUUCCAUAUAUUAAAUCAGUAUGCUUAAUUAAUGAAAAAACUAUUGGAUAUUGUUGUUUUGCUUCAAAAGAAACUUCCCCAUGCACAGUUUAUAUUCAUAGUUUUGAUAUAAAAGAAAGAACAGCUAAUAAUAAUCAUGCAAUUAUUUAUAAAGAUGACAUCAAUUCUCAUUUAAAAAGACUUAAUUUUAAACAAGAAAUAAAAUGGAUUCAAGUCUAUCAAGAUGAACUUUAUGUACUUCUUGAAACUGAUCUAAUAAUACUUUCAAUUAAUGACUUUUCUAUUAAAUGGAAUAAGUCUAUAGAAGAUCCAUCAUUUGUUGAGAUUGGAUUUCCUAAUGGACAAUUUAUUGCUUCUACACUUCAUGGUAAUACCAUCAAUUUUAUAUCAACAGGUAGUAUCUCAAAUUUCCCUUUUAGUAUUAGUCAAAAUACUAUUAAAUUUAUUAGAAUUAUGAAAGACAAUACUGCAUUUAUUGGACUUGGAGAGAUAGGAAUUAUUCAUAGUUUUGUAAUGAAAACAAAUAACCAGAUAACUUUAAAAUUUGAUAAUAAUUAUGAUGAUUGUAUUUUUAUUGAAAAGACAUCAAAAUAUUAUAUUGUCUGUGUUUCAAAUAAUGUAAGUAUUAAAAUUAUGGCAUUUGAAGAUACAAAAUCAAGAACAAUUAAAGCAAUAGACUCAUUUGAAUUAGAUAAAUCAUAUUUACCAUGUUGUAGUAUUGUUAAUGAAAAAGAAAAAUUCAUAGCUAUUAUCACAAAGAAAUCAGUGAUUUAUUUUACAAAUGAAUUUAAAUUUAAAACAGAGAAAAAAAUAAAAUUAGUUAAAAUUUAA